Messenger RNA from Oncorhynchus keta (chum salmon), 2553 nucleotides. RefSeq names its product chemokine-like protein TAFA-5. The record is from RefSeq and is a predicted model, not a curated record. The transcript is spliced from 5 exons. Lineage: Eukaryota; Metazoa; Chordata; Actinopteri; Salmoniformes; Salmonidae. Bases 673 to 1059 code for a protein of 128 amino acids.
UUUAUAACCGGCCUUAAUAUGUUGACUUGUAAUUGCAGUCGCUUGCAGAAAUGUAUAUCCUGUUUUGAUUUUCACGAGCCUAACUUUUAUUUUUAUUGUUAUUUGGCUGAAGGAACAAUCCGUGGGUACAGGUUCCGUAGUCUUCGGCUAUUCACGUUCAAGCGCAAAGUUGCUGACGAUUCUUGCGGAGAUCUUGGUGUUCGCCUCCGCGUCUUGCAGAAGGCAGGUCUUUCCAUCGGCAGUCAGUGGAUGCAUAAACCUUACGGUCUACAUGGGAUAAACCUGUAACCUCCACCGGAAUGAAUGGUAGGCUAUUUCAUAUCGCUGAUGUUUCAUUACAACAUUCUCCUGAAUUUGAAUGUGUUUAGAAACUUGCCAAAUUGACAUCUAAUUUUGAUUUAAUUUUGGGCUAUGACGCUUCUAUCGGUGUUCCACUCCGGACAACUCAUCGACAGACAGUCACAGGACAAGAUAAAAGGGGCAUUUUGUUAUAAGGGAUCCUGUCAAUCAUAAUCUUUUGGAUUUUCCUCCACUAAUUUACCGCGCAAGAUGGAUGCCAGCGACGGGCUAUCAGAACACCACAUGAAUAAGUAUUCACCCAUUUGAACGCCACCUUAAAAGUGGGAAUAAAGAGGGGGACACGUCGAGACGGGGCUGCGGUCGGGAAAGGGAAUGAAGAAGCUCUCCGCAGGUGGAGGAGCGUCACUCUGCUGUCUGCUGCUCCUGUGGGUCAUCCACUCCCAUCGCCUGAGAGAGGGCCAGUUGGCUGUGGGCACCUGUGAGAUUGUGAUGCUCAACAGGGACAGCAGCGUGCCCAGAUGCACCAUCGCCCGUCAGACUGCCCGCUGUGCCUGCAGGAGAGGCCAGAUCGCUGGCACCACGAAGGCCAGGCCAGCCUGCGUCGACGUGCGUAUCGUAAGGAGUAGACAGUGGUGUGAGAUGGCACCCUGCUUGGAGGGAGAGAUGUGUGGCAUCCUCUUCAACCGCUCUGGUUGGACCUGUACCAAAGGUAGUGGCCACAUCAAGACAGUCACGCCUUUGCCUAAGGAACCAUCGUAAGGAUUUUUGAACACAGUGGGUAGGUUUUUUUGUGCCAAUCAUGGCAGAAGGGGAACAGAGGGCAAUCACCAGGCAAACACAUUUUGUGUCGAUUCGCCAAUUUUUUUCUCAAACCACUACACACCCCCACUCCAAAAAUCAGAGGAGCCCUACUAUGUGACAGUGCACAGAUGUCCGUACUAGUCAAUGAAAGCAACACACCACAGCAUCAUCACCGGGACCCACAUGCCACGUCACAGACUGAAAUACAAAACCUACUGUAUAUAGCCUGGGUUGUUUCCGCACGGCAAGCAGGAUAUCAUUGGGAGUCUAUGCAUGUGUGAGGAACCAAUCAUUUUUCUACCUAUCCCUAUGGAAAAAAAUCUGAAAGCGUGUGUGUGUGUGUGUGUGUGUGUGUGUGUGUGUGUGUGUGUGUGUGUGUGUGUGUGUGUGUGUGUGUGUGUGUGUGUGUGUGUGUGUGUGUGUGUGUGUGUGUGUGUGUGUGUGUGUGUGUGUGUGUGUGUGUGUGUGUGUGUGCGUGUGUUUGUGCGUGCGUGCACCUCGUGAUAUACAUUGGGAACAAGUUGACAUAAUCUUGUUCUUAAGUGUGACACAUCCAGUAUUGUACUUCUGUCAAGAACUUUGUCACUUUACCUGAAGCUCACUUUCUUGUAAACUUGUAUAAAUCAUGAUUUAGGGGAUAAUCAUGGAUUUAAAGCAUCAUUAUAACAGAAUCAUAUCUUUUCAAUACAUAAAUAGAAAUAGAAAGAUCUAUGUCACACAAGUUAAAAACAGUAAGUAUGUCUGUCAAUGUGUAGUAUCUAUUCAUUAUUUCAAAGUUAUGGUUUGAAUUGCCUAUGUUUUAAUAUGAAGCACAUUGCAAGUGGCAUACUCCAUACGACAUCAAAGUGCUGUUGUUUAUAUUGGAUAUAAUGUGUACAUUCACUGUGUAUCCUGUUCCGUGAACAUUAUCAACUUGAAUUUAUGUUACAAGAAUAUAAGAGAGCAUCACAGAAAGAGUGAGAUCAUAAGGAUGUUGUAAACAUAUCACCCGAAAUGUAGUUAUUUUCCUUCGAAACACAUGAGGAUAAAAAGACAGCCUCUCAUCCCUGGGGCUAAUGUGUGUGUGUGUGUGUGUGUGUGUGUGUGUGUGUGUGUGUGUGUGUGUGUGUGUGUGUGUGUGUGUGUGUGUGUGUGUGUGUGUGUGUGUGUGUGUGUGUGUGUGUGUGUGUGUGUGUGUGUGUGUAUUUGUGAAUGUAGUCAUGUGUGCUUGAUGCUUGAUUCACAGUGACAACGUUUACAUGUGCACAGUAUUCCAGAUAGUAGCUCAUAUCCCAGUUUAGGUCUUAUUCAGGAUAAGAUGUUUACAUGGCCCUUUGAUAUUCCACUCACGAGUAUCCCUUUAUCCAUGAAUAAACGAAAUAUUCAGAAUUUGCCCGUGGAUGGCGGAAUGAUUUUUUUGACAGGGGCUGCGGGAUUUUUUUGUUGUUGCCUCACUCAGAUAAAAAUAAAUAA